GAUGUGUUUAUUGCUAGCUUACAGCCCGCGAUAAGUUUGGCAAAGUCUGAUACUUGACUACUACUAAUUUAUAACUUAUUGGAUGGAUAAAAUGCCCACAACAUUUCUACCAUCAGGAAACAAGCCUUUGUUAGUACGAGGUACGGUACAAGAAUCCUUCCACGACAGUCUUCCCAACACGAGUCGCUAUGCAUGGCCCGUCAACAAUUCAAGGCCGGGAAGUCGAGCAAGCUUUCCAAGUCGCUCUAGCAAAAACCCGUUCUUUGCGCGACAUAAUCCACAUCCCCAGCGAGUUAGACAUCUGAAAGGUUUGCUAGAUGUUCCUGUUUGUACUGUUAUCGAUUCUACUGCAGCCGAAGAAGACUCGAGCCGUUUCUUGGUGUCUACACCAACAAUAGACCAAAUGAGACAAAGACCUCUGAAAGGCCUUCGUAUGCCAAUAAAUGCUGAGAAUUUUGUAGUAGUCAAAGAAAAGGCUGUUCCUUGUAUAGGCUUGGUUCCCAUAACUCAAACUUGGAGAGAGGAGUUAAGAAAGUUAACUGAAGCAGCAGGCUUAAAGACCAAGAAUCCCUACACUCUGACAAAUGCUUACCAGGGCCCAGGCUCCAGGCAAGGAGAGAGGCCUAGGACUAGGAGUGGAGAAGUUCCGCCAUCUCGUAAUGGAGAGAGGAAUAUCCAAUCACGAAUGAUGUCAAGAGAAAGUAAUCGGCCAAUGACACAACAAGGUGAACGACCAGGUUCACAGAUGAUACAACGUCCACCUACACAACAAGAAGCACGUCCUAUAGGGCAAGACCGCCCCUUGGAACACAUCACACUAUUCCCAGAUAAUGAAGGAUAUAUGAUGGAGCUUCUUGGGGGUAUUUUGCAAACAGACUCUGUUCAAGCUGUUCAGUCAUGGUUGAUGUCAGCUCCUGAUAGAGAAAAAGAGCUUGUUCUGGACAUGAUACGUGCUGUCACUACAUCUGACCGUGAAUUCAGAGAAGGCUACAACACAGUGAUUCGUUCUCCAACAUAUGAAGAUCAAUUACUGCAACAAGAGGCAAGCAUUGAUGUAGAUGCCAUCAAGCAGUAUAAUGAAGUAAAGAAGAAAGAAAAAGAUGCAAACGAAGUAGAAGUCAAAGAGGAUCCACCCAAGAGUCCUCGUGCCAAUUCUCAGCAAAGUUUCACACAAUACAAGUGGACAUCUCCUGGAUGUAAACCCAGCUCGCCAUUUAUUGCUACAGAGAAGAAGAAUGGACUUGUAGCUGAAUCGAACAAAGCUAGACCAGGAACUGCUGAGGCUGAAAUUGAAGAGAUCCGGAGCCGUCUUCAGUCAAGAUCCUCUCCACGAGUAUUUGCUCAUCAAAACCGAGGGGUAACAUCACGUCCAGUUUCAAGGCCAGCCACUCAACAAAGUCUUUACAUACCCCCAACAGAGGCACUUAACCAAUCAGCGCAGAGACCACCCAGUCAUCAGUCAAUUAAAAGCCAACAAUCAGUGAUCAAGAGCAUCUUAUCUUACAAACCACAGCAGAAUAACUAGAGGAGUGCUGCAUAUAUUGGAAUUCUUAUUCUUAGUGAAUUAUAAUAUAUUAAUAAGUCCAUUCAAAUCUAGUCGUUUGCAAAUCAAGUAAGCAAAAUGAUAAAGAUAUUGUAUGCUAAUAAAUGAGACCAACGUUC
Molecule: messenger RNA, 1662 nt
Organism: Exaiptasia diaphana
Lineage: Eukaryota; Metazoa; Cnidaria; Anthozoa; Actiniaria; Aiptasiidae
Product: protein TBATA
Exons: 6
Coding region: 83-1525 (480 amino acids)
Source: RefSeq, a predicted model, not a curated record